AAUCAGCGGCGGCGGCGGCGGCGACGGCGGCGACGGCUGUGGAAGGAGCGCGGUGGCCCAGGAGCGGCCCCGGGGACCCUGUGCGGCUGACGGCCGCCGCGGCGACUCGCAGCGGGCGCGGGUCUCGGAGCGCGGCCCCAGCGCCGCCCCCCGCCCUCCCGCUGCCCUCCCCCACCUCGCCGCUCCUCCUCUCCUCCCUCCUCCCUCGUCGCUCGCGGGCCGGGCCCGGCAUGGUGCGGCGUCGCCGCCGAUGGCGCUGAGGCGGAGCAUGGGGCGGUCGGGGCUCCUGCCGCUGCCGCUGCCGCCGCCGUCGCCGCCGCUGCUGCUGCUGCUGCUGCUGGCGGGUCUGGCCGCGCUGCUGCUCCCGGAGUCCGCGGCCGCAGGCCUGAAGCUCAUGGGAGCCCCUGUGAAGCUGACAGUGUCCCAGGGGCAGCCGGUGAAGCUCAACUGCAGCGUGGAGGGGAUGGAGGAGCCUGAGAUACAGUGGGUGAAGGACGGGGCUGUGGUCCAGAGCGUGGAUCAGGUGUACAUCCCAGUCAGUGAGCAGCACUGGAUUGGCUUCCUCAGCCUGAAGUCAGUGGAGCGCUCUGAUGCGGGCCGGUACUGGUGCCAGGUGGAGGAUGGAGGCGAAACUGAGACCUCCCAGCCAGUGUGGCUCACUGUUGAAGGUGUGCCAUUUUUCACUGUGGAGCCAAAAGACCUGGCAGUGCCACCCAAUGCCCCUUUCCAACUGUCUUGUGAGGCCGUGGGUCCCCCAGAACCUGUUACCAUUGUCUGGUGGAGAGGAGGCACGAAGGUUGGGGGACCUGCUCCUUCUCCUUCUGUGUUAAAUGUAACAGGGGUGACCCAGAGCACCGAGUUCUCCUGUGAAGCUCACAACCUAAAAGGCCUGGCUUCCUCUCGCCCAGCCACGGUUCGUCUUCAAGCACUGCCUGCAGCCCCCUUCAACAUCACAGUGACGAAGCUCUCCAGCAGCAAUGCUAGCGUGGCCUGGAUGCCAGGUGCUGAUGGCCGAGCCCUGCUCCAGUCCUGUACAGUCCAGGUGACGCAGGCCCCAGGAGGCUGGGAGGUCCUGGCUGUCGUGGUCCCUGUACCACCUUUUACGUGCUUGCUCCGGGACCUGGCACCUGCUACCAACUACAGCCUCAGGGUUCGCUGUGCCAAUGCCUUGGGGCCUUCUCCAUAUGCUGACUGGGUACCCUUUCGGACAAAGGGUCUAGCCCCAGCCAGCGCUCCCCAGAACCUCCAUGCCAUCCGCACAGAAUCAGGCCUCAUCCUGGAAUGGGAAGAAGUGAUCCCUGAGGGCCCUAUGGAAGGCCCCCUGGGACCCUAUAAACUGUCCUGGGUUCAAGACAACGGAACCCAGGGUGAGCUGACAGUGGAGGGGACCAGGGCCAACCUGACGGGCUGGGAUCCCCAGAAGGACCUGACUGUGCGUGUGUGCGUCUCCAAUGCAGUUGGCUGUGGGCCCUGGAGUCAGCCACUGGUGGUCUCUCCUCAUGACCACGCAGGCCAGCAUGGCCCUCCCCACAGCCGCACAUCUUGGGUGCCUGUGGUCCUGGGUGUGCUGACAGCCCUAGUGACAGCUGCUGCCCUGGCCCUUAUCCUGCUUCGAAAGAGGCGGAAGGAGACACGGUUUGGGCAAGCCUUUGACAGCGUUAUGGCCCGUGGGGAGCCAGCUGUUCACUUCCGGGCAGCGCGGUCCUUCAAUCGAGAAAGGCCUGAGCGCAUUGAGGCCACACUGGACAGCUUGGGCAUCAGCGAUGAGCUGAAGGACAAACUGGAGGAUGUGCUCAUCCCAGAGCAGCAGUUCACCCUGGGCCGGAUGUUGGGCAAAGGAGAGUUUGGUUCAGUGAGGGAAGCCCAGCUGAAGCAGGAGGAUGGCUCCUUUGUGAAAGUGGCCGUAAAGAUGCUGAAAGCUGACAUCAUUGCCUCAAGCGACAUUGAAGAGUUCCUCAGAGAAGCGGCCUGCAUGAAGGAGUUUGACCACCCACACGUGGCCAAGCUUGUUGGGGUGAGCCUCCGGAGCAGGGCCAAAGGCCGUCUCCCCAUUCCCAUGGUCAUCCUGCCUUUCAUGAAGCACGGGGACCUGCACGCCUUCCUGCUCGCCUCCCGGAUUGGGGAGAACCCCUUUGUGAGUGCCCGGGGUGGGAGCAGCCAGGAGCUGGAAAGGGACAGAGAACCUGGGAGAGAGAACCUGCCCCUGCAGACCCUGGUCCGGUUCAUGGUGGACAUUGCCUGUGGCAUGGAGUAUCUGAGCUCCCGGAACUUUAUCCACCGAGACCUGGCUGCUCGGAACUGCAUGCUGGCGGAAGACAUGACAGUGUGUGUGGCCGACUUUGGACUGUCCCGGAAGAUCUAUAGCGGGGACUACUAUCGCCAGGGCUGUGCCUCCAAACUGCCCGUCAAGUGGCUGGCCCUGGAGAGCCUGGCUGACAACCUGUAUACUGUGCACAGUGACGUGUGGGCCUUUGGGGUGACCAUGUGGGAGAUCAUGACUCGUGGGCAGACACCAUAUGCUGGCAUCGAGAACGCUGAGAUUUACAACUACCUCAUCGGCGGGAACCGCCUGAAACAGCCUCCGGAGUGUAUGGAGGACGUGUAUGAGCUCAUGUACCAGUGCUGGAGCGCCGACCCCAAGCAGCGCCCGAGCUUCACAUGUCUGCGGAUGGAGCUAGAGAAUGUCCUGGGCCGCCUGUCUGUGCUGUCCACCAGUCAGGACCCCUUGUACAUCAAUCUUGAGGGAGCUCAGGAGCCUGCUGAGGGAGGCAGCCUGGAGCUGCCUGGUGGGGACCAGGCCAGUGGCAGAGCUGGGGAUGGCAGUGGCCUAGAGGCAGUGGGGGGCAUCCCCAGUGACUAUCGGUACAUUCUCAGUCCCGGGGGGCUGGCUGAGCGGCCUGAGCAGGAGGAGCAGCAGCCAGAAAGCCCCGUCAAUGAGGCCCAGGGGCUGCUGCUGCUGCAGCAAGGGCUACUACCCCACAGUAGCUGUUAGCCCACAGGCAGAGGGCAUCUGGGGCCAUGUGGCCGGCUGUGCUGGCUGACUAAGCCCCGUCUGACCCCAGCCCAGGCAGCAAGGCGUGGAGGCUCCUGUGGUAGUCUUCCUAAGCUGUGCUGGAAGCCUGGACUGACCAAAUGACCCAAUCCCAGUUCUUCCUGCAACCACUCUGUGGCCGGCCUGGCAUCAGUUCAGGCCUUGGCUGGGUGGAGGUAGGCCAGGCCUGGUUGUCUAAACCCAGGCAGCUGGCAGAGGGGGUGGUUAUGUUUCCGUGGUUACCAUGGGUGUGGAGAGCGGCUGGGGGAGGGUAGGUCCAACCCUGUGGGCCCCUGCUCUCCCGGCUGUGCUGCCCCUGCUGCUUUAGUGUAUGCAUUGAGGCAUCUCUGGCCUGGGGGCCCAUCUGUGCCUGUGCUUGGGGGUUGAAGGCCCAGGUUUUCCCCUCCUCACAAAGAGAUGCCCUUGUAUUAUUCCCCUUUAGGUGAGAAUUGGUAAGGGGUUGGUACAGUCAGGUCCGAAGCCCUGUAGGGGGUGGCAGUGGGACACUCGGGUCUGAGUCAUUGUCAUCUUCCUGGUUACCCAUCCUGCCUAGGCCAGGAGUAAAGUGCAGCUGACCAGGCAUAGCAAGGCGUGCUGGAUUACACAGGCUACAUUUGCCAAGCUUCUAAAGGUAAUGCACUGAGCCUGGCAAGAGGAAGGGGUGCAGUAGGGCUUGCCCAGGAAUGAGUGAGGCCAGAGAGGAGUCCAGGAGCCCCUCUUCACGCCCUCCCACAGUCUGUCUGAGCAUGCUACCAAAUCCCCAAAUAUCCUAAGACUAACAAAGGCAGCUGUGUCUGAGUCCGAUCCUUCCACGCAGCAUCCCCUAGUCCCAACCUUCUCUCUUAAAAAGGAGGCCUUCUUUUGUCCCAGGUCUCCAGAGACGGAGAGAAAUUGGCCUGAUGGCUGGUGUGUGUGUAGGUGAGGGGGAAUUACUGGAGCCUGGACCCCAGCUCUGGAUCGGGAGCCUCUGGGAAUGCGUGGGGCAGGCCCUUGCUCUUAGGGACUUUUCCAAGCUGUUAGAUGCUGUUUAAAAAAUAAAUUGAAGACUAAAGACCCAA
Messenger RNA from Sus scrofa (pig), 4089 nucleotides. RefSeq names its product TYRO3 protein tyrosine kinase (gene TYRO3). The record is from RefSeq and is a predicted model, not a curated record. Gene Ontology annotation, cellular component: signaling receptor complex; plasma membrane. Lineage: Eukaryota; Metazoa; Chordata; Mammalia; Artiodactyla; Suidae. Gene Ontology annotation, molecular function: protein binding; ATP binding; transmembrane receptor protein tyrosine kinase activity. Gene Ontology annotation, biological process: cell migration; multicellular organism development; phagocytosis.